Molecule: messenger RNA, 942 nt
Organism: Lichtheimia ornata
Lineage: Eukaryota; Fungi; Mucoromycota; Mucoromycetes; Mucorales; Lichtheimiaceae
Exons: 6
Coding region: 1-942 (313 amino acids)
Biological process (GO): peptidyl-hypusine biosynthetic process
Molecular function (GO): deoxyhypusine monooxygenase activity
Source: RefSeq, a predicted model, not a curated record
AUGGUUGAAGUAGAUUACGAUUAUUUAGAAGCUACUCUUUGCAAUCUAUCCGGGAAAACACCUCUUGCAGAGCGUUUCCGUGCGCUUUUCACCCUUAAGAACAUUGCUGAUGCACGAUCAAUUGAUAUCAUUGCAAAAGCCUUAAGCGAUGAAUCAGCUCUGCUUAAACAUGAAUUGGCUUAUUGCCUUGGUCAGAUAGGUAAUCCGACUGCAAACGAUGUAUUGAGUCGGGUUUUGGGAGAUAUGAACGAAGAUGAAAUGGUGCGACAUGAGGCGGCCGAAGCAAUGGGUGCUAUUGGUUCAAAGGAAUCUAUCCCUGUCCUUGAAAAGUAUCUGGAUGAUGCCAGUGAGUCGGUAGCGGAGACCUGCGUUUUGGCGAUUGACAAGAUUCGCUAUGACCACGACCCGAAGAAUGUGGCUGAGAGGGAAGCGAACAAGAGCUUAUACAAUUCAGUGGAUCCUGCACCGCCAGCCACGACAUUGUCCGUUAAAGAACUUGGAGAACAGCUUGUUGACACUAGUCUUCCCCUUUUCAAGAGAUACCGUGCCAUGUUCGGUUUACGCGAAAUUGGAAAUGCCGAGGCGGUGGAACAGCUGGCUAAAGGAUUGAAAGAUAAGAGCGCUCUCUUUCGACAUGAAGUUGCCUAUGUUUUUGGACAGCUCCAGCAUCCAGCAUCAGUACCAGCAUUGACCGAGACAUUGAAGGACUCUAACGAACAGUAUAUGGUGCGCCACGAAGCUGCUGAAGCCCUUGGAUCAAUUGCCACACCAGAAGUGCUUCAAACACUGCUCGAAUAUAGCAAGGAUGACGAGCGGGUAGUACGAGAAAGCUGCAUGGUUGCACUUGACAUGUACGAGUAUGAGACUAGUGGCGAAUUUCAAUAUGCAAACGGCCUAGAAGCUCAAAACAAGGACAAUAUGCACUCCUUAAAAUUGCAAUAA